AUAAAUAACUAUUAUGUCUAACAAUAAUAAAGCUAUUUUCAUGAUUAUAACGUCCACGGUUUUGUUUUACGUUGCGUAUUACGUCUGGAAUAGUAACAGCGAAAGCACAGAUGACGCGAACAAAAAAGAGAACGAUAAUGAAACUAACAAUAAUACCACUGAGAAAGCCUCAAAUACGAAUAUAGAAGCGGAUAAUGCCGAUGUGUCGAAGAAAAUAGUCGUAUACUAUGGCAGUCAAACCGGUACAGCAGAGAGAUUCGCCAAAACCCUUGCACAUCGGCUAGCAGACUGGAACUCAAUAUUCCAAAGAUCUAGCGUCAAUCUAGAGGAAUUCGAUGAACACGAUCUACUCCGCCCUAAUACCAUCGCCAUAUUUCUAAUAGCAACGCAUGAUGAUGGACACUUUCCAGACAAUGCUGAAAGAUUUGUAAGAUGGCUAAGGUUAAUGGAAGACGAAUCCAAAAGACUGGAAUGUCUUGAAUAUUGUAUCUUCGGACUGGGUAGCACUGAGUAUCCUCAGUUUAAUAAUGCAUCCAAAAAUCUCAACAAUAUAUUGAUCAAUCUGGGUGCCAAAGCACUUUUACCAAUAAAAUUGGGUGACGAUGCAACCGAUUUAAAAAGUGACUUUGAAGAAUGGUCACGAGAUGUAUGCAAUGCCUUGGCAAAAAGGCUCGUGAUAGAGCCUGUUUCAGAAACAUUUUACGAAAAACCAUUACUCGUAAGCCUAAAAGAAACCUGGAGGGAUUGCGUGCCGUUAGAGUUAAGAUAUCUGUCCAAAGAUCAGAUAAAGAGCGAUUGUACACCCAUAAGUGCUACUGUUGUAUGCAAGCAGCAAUGGCAAUGUGUAGAUCAUGUGGUUAUCGAUAACAUCAAUAUGACACCAGAAAGUGAAGAGACGACAAAUAUGCUAACAAUCGAAUCAUAUGGUGAAUUCAAUGCAGCUGAAACGAUAAACGUAUUGUAUGCAAAUCCUCCUAAGGUUGUAUCGUAUUUCAUGGAUAAACUAAAUAUAAAAGAACAAGAUAUGGAAAAGCUCAUCACAUUUGUACCGAGAUAUGCAACAGUAGACACACAAAUGAACUUUGAAGCCCCGUUCCCAAUACCAUGCACAAUUGGUGAUGCAUUGCGUUAUUAUUUGGACCUCACGGGAUUGCCGGAUGAAGAAACGUUACGUAACUUGGGGACAUUCUUGCAAAGCAACCACUCAUGUCAAUACCUCAAUAAACUCUUCAAGAGAAAAGCUUUGAUGAAAAUAAUGAAAGAGGAAUUGCACUUGACGCUGCAAGAGUUUAUUGAAAUUUUUAUGCAUGAUGCAAUAUUCAACAUUGGAGGCUUUUUACAAAUUAUACCCAAGAAGGUAACAAAAGCAUAUACUGUAUCUUCCCAUCCAAAGACAAACAAGAUUGAUUUAACAAUAAAACUUGUUAAGAAAAGGAAUUUUACUUUCAAAACAUUCAAAUCGAGAAUUCAAAAGGAGAUCGGCUACGAAGUAAGGCCAGGCACGGAAAAAAUGUUCGCUUUGCAUCGCAUGUAUAAAGGAGCUUGUACUCAUUAUUUGUGUUCGCUCCAAAAGGGGGAUGUAGUAAAACUAUACAAGAGACCAUCUGCUUUCAGCCUAAUCAGCGAUAUAUUCGAUAAGCCAUUGGUCAUGAUAGCAAACGGGUCAGGCAUCGCACCAUUCAGAGCAUUGUGGCAACAGGGGAACACAACGCACCGACGCAUAAUAUUCUUCGGUUUCAGAGAUGAGCAACAUAUCUUGUAUAAGGAAGAAAUUGAAGGUUUAAAGAACAUGCCGAACUACAGUGUAAACAUCGCACUUUCUAGAACCGGAAAGCACGAAUACGUACAACAUAUAUUACGAAACCACAUUAUCCAAGUGCAAGAUAUUCUAAACUCAAGCGGAUUGAUAUACGUGUGUGGGAGCAAAGCCAUGGGUGCCCAGGUCAAAGCAAUGCUUCAACAUUUUCUGAAGAUUGACAUUGCUGUGCUAAAAACGCAACAAAAAUAUGUCGAAGAACUUUGGUAGAUUUUC
This is a messenger RNA of Babesia bovis T2Bo, 2032 nucleotides long. Its product is annotated as flavodoxin and oxidoreductase NAD-binding domain containing protein. Bases 14 to 2026 code for a protein of 670 amino acids. Gene Ontology annotation, molecular function: flavin adenine dinucleotide binding; FMN binding; NADPH-hemoprotein reductase activity. NCBI's taxonomy places the organism in Eukaryota, Apicomplexa, Aconoidasida, Piroplasmida, Babesiidae. Gene Ontology annotation, cellular component: cytosol. The transcript is spliced from 6 exons. The record is from RefSeq and is a predicted model, not a curated record.